AAGCUUCGGUGUAAAGAGCCCGUUUAGUAUCCGAGAGGUAGCAAUAUGGCGGAGGCUUCCUUGGGAAGUACAAGUCCAGUUGACUCUUUGUCAUCGGAAGAUCACGACUUUGACCCAACUGUGGACAUGCUGGUCCAUGACUAUGACGACGAGCAUACUUUAGAGGAAGAGGAGAUGCGGGAAGGAGCUUUAAACGUGAGUUCUGAGAUAGCAGAUCUGGAGAAGGAGGGAAACAUGCCAUUGGAGGAACUGCUCGCCUUGUACAGGUAUGAGCCUUCUGUCAGCAUCGUUGGUGGUUCAAGUGGUGACAGCUCCUCAGUUGAGCUGACAGAUGAGUUACCUGACAUGACUUUAGACAAAGAGGAGAUUGCCAAAGAUCUGCUGUCUGGAGAUGAUGAAGAAACCCAAUCUUCAGCUGAUGAUCUCAUGCCUUCAGUGACAUCUCAUGAAACCACUGAUUUUUUCCCUAGGACUCUUCGAUCCAGCACUGUUUAUGAUGGGGACAAAGAAUCUGAAGGCGAGGACGAGGGUCUGAAUUCAGAAGAUUCUCGAAAGGAAAUCAUGGUUGGAUGUCAGUAUCAAGCUGAAAUUCCCCCUCUUUCCUGCUAUGAUGAAAAUAAAAAGGUUUAUGAAGAUGAAGAUCAGUUACUGUGGCAGCCAGAAGUCUUACCGGAGUCAAACGUGAAAGCAUUCCUGCUUGAUGCCGCUGAAGGUUCUGAUGGCACUGUGAGAACUCUGGAGAGUCUUGUUAGAGAUAAUGAACAGGCAUUAUAUGAGCUUGUUAAGUGCAACUACAGUGCCCAUGAGGCUCUUGAAAGGUAUCGCAGCAGUGAGAAAUCAUCAAAAGAUGAAAUGCUCCCGUGGACUGAAGAAGAAUGCAGAAACUUUGAACAUGCUCUUCUUUUGUAUGAAAAGAAUUUCCACCUGAUUCAAAAGCACAAAGUGUGUACGCGUACUGUGGCAGAAUGUGUUGCAUUUUACUACAUGUGGAAAAAAUCAGAGCGGUUUGACUUCUUUGUCCAACAAAACCGGUUUGGAAAGAAAAAAUACAGCAGCUAUCCUGGUGUAACGGACCUGAUGGACCGGUUAGUGGAUGAAGCUGAGGGCCUGGUGGACAGUUCGGGCUCUGUGUGCUCAAGCAGCAGCGGCAGGCUAGAGUCCUCAGCUGAUCAGCAGAUCAACAUCCUUAACUCCAUUACUGCCAGUGACCUUUCUGCAUUAACCAGUAGUGUGGCAUCAGUUUGCAACCCCAGCGACGUGACCUGCCUGGACUCCUACAGCUUCUCAACGUUGGAUGGCCUUCACCGUGACUCCAUCAGCUUUCCCACUAAUGGAGACGGAGACUGUCUCAACCUGCUGGACGCCGGCUUCUACCAUUCGGACCUUGGCCAGCUGAACACGUGCGGUGAGGACUGUGAACGGCCCCCAACCAAGAGGCUCAAGAUGGGACUGUCUGAGCCCUUCCUCAAUGAUCGAGGCCUGGCCGUGGACUUCACCAGCACAAAAAUGGCUGUUUCCGUUACUGACUUCAGUGAUUCUGGCAGUUACAUUCCAAGCCAUGCACUACACCAACACACAGCUCUGCCGUCUGAGUGAAAAACCUCUAAAUUAUUAUCAAAUCUAUGCAUUUAUUACAGUCAACUGUGCAUGGAUGUUAAUCUGCCUUAAUUGAGUUGAUAGUAGGAGAAAAUCAUGAGAACAUCAAUGUUUAGGCUAACCAUGUAACCAUACAUAGAUCGUUCUUGUUAUGCGCAUUUUAACCCUGCUCUUUCUUCCCCUUACGUCACAUUUAUUUACCUCAAUGUUAUGUUUUUUUGUGAAUUCUUGCGUACUCUCACACGGCAAUAAUUUGUAAAUAUGUACAAAUGCAAAUAUAAACCUUCCCAAAUUCUCUUCCUUGGCAAACAGA
This is a messenger RNA of Trichomycterus rosablanca, 1909 nucleotides long. It is a transcript of the gene mier3a, whose product is annotated as mesoderm induction early response 1, family member 3 a. The transcript has 14 exons. Gene Ontology annotation, molecular function: transcription corepressor activity; histone deacetylase binding. Gene Ontology annotation, cellular component: nucleoplasm. NCBI's taxonomy places the organism in Eukaryota, Metazoa, Chordata, Actinopteri, Siluriformes, Trichomycteridae. The record is from RefSeq and is a predicted model, not a curated record. Bases 46 to 1596 code for a protein of 516 amino acids. Gene Ontology annotation, biological process: negative regulation of transcription by RNA polymerase II.